This is a messenger RNA of Neopsephotus bourkii (Bourke's parrot), 3464 nucleotides long. RefSeq names its product homeobox A2 (gene HOXA2). Gene Ontology annotation, biological process: regulation of DNA-templated transcription. Gene Ontology annotation, molecular function: DNA binding; DNA-binding transcription factor activity, RNA polymerase II-specific. The transcript has 2 exons. NCBI's taxonomy places the organism in Eukaryota, Metazoa, Chordata, Aves, Psittaciformes, Psittacidae. The record is from RefSeq and is a predicted model, not a curated record. The coding region runs from base 1778 to 2905 and encodes 375 amino acids.
UUCUUUUCUUUUUUUUUUUUUUUUUUAAUUACGAAGACUGUUGCUGACCCCUUUUUGGCAGCUCCGAAAAUAAAGCGAGGCGUCUCGGCAUCGCCCUAGCGAUGGUCCCUGGCUCCUGGAGAACACGGACAGCGUCUCGGAAGCUCCUUUGCUCCCCGGCCCCGGCGCCCCCCACUCCGCGGGGCCCCCCGGCUCCGCGGGAAGGCAAGUUCCAUCCGGGCUGCCCGGGGCGGCUGUGACCACAAGAUUCAUCAGGCUGGUGGCUGUGGCCAGCGUUGUCAUCGUUCUCCCUCAGCGUGGUCGGAAAACUGUGCCCAAGGCAUCCAAAUUCGGGAGUUGCCUCGAUCUAGCAGAGGCGACAGGAGGCGGCGGCGGCGAGAGCCAAGCGUCGGAGGCGAGUGCCCGUCUCUCAAGUCACAACCCCGCAGCAUUUGCGCUCAGCCUGGCCCCGUGAAAACAAACCCGCUACCAGCCCGUAUAUUUCCUGGUAAUCGAAAAUACUCACCAGAGCCAGCCUACUACGGUUAUUAAGCAAAUUAUGGCAGCAGACGGGAGUAUCGUUUGCAAGCUAAGGCACAGGAUUUGGGUUUUUUUUUAAAGAGGCAACAGCCAGACGCGUUUUCAGACUCGGGAUUUGGCUCGCCCAGAGAAGUACUCCUAGGGUUAUGUUUUACGGUCCAAUCCCUGGAAGCCAGCUGAAGAGGGAAGUCAUGAAGCACAAGGGCUGCUGCCUAUGUGACUCUUCCCCUAGAAGCAAGGUUGCUGAGGAAGAUCCUGUUAAACAAUGGCUCAGCACCGGCGGCCAAUUGUUCUCCGUACUGUACACCCGAUAGCCACCGAAAACGGAAAAAAAAAAAAAAAUAAAAAGGAGGAAAAAAGGGGAAAAAAAGAAAAAACGCAAAGAAAGAAAGAUAAGAAACAAACAAGGGAAAAAAAAAAAAAAAAAGGAAAGAAAGAAAAAACCCCACACGGGAAGAAAAAGGAGCCCAUCGAGACUAGGUCGGGAAGAAGAAACUAGUUUUAGAGGAAGUGCCAUUUUUUCCUAGGAAGAAAAAAUCAAGACACUGCUUCAGAGUCCAGUCUGGGUGCAACUUCUUAUGCGGGGGCCUGGCUGUGUCAAAACUUUGAAGAUUAAUGGAUUACUUUGUUAAUGACUCAAGGCGUCAGAUUGAGGUGCUUAAAUGAUUUGUGAGGUGCAAAGCGUUUUCCUGACAGUCCCAAACAAUGAGAGAAGAGUGUGCGGGUGGAGGCGAGGGAGGCAGCAGGCUGCAGGACAAGCAGACACACACACACACUCACACACACACUCGCAGCCUCUCACACAAACAUAUCCACGCACAUGCACCCUCCCCCCACUCCCCGAUCAUUUCAGAUUAGGACGCCAAGGGGAUAGAUACUCGAGAUAUCAUUUCCCUCUUUAAAAAAAGUGUAAAUAAAUCCUUUCUGGCCCCCAAUGAGGCGUUCCUUCCCGACUUUUUUGGAUCAAUCAAACAGACAGUGGCUUCUUUUGAUUAAAGCCCAAAUUGUCAUUGGGCAGAGGCAAUCAUGUGACAGCCAAUUCGGUCCAAUUUCAACCUUGUCUCCAUGAAUUCAAUAGUUUAAUAGUAGCACGGUCCCCAUACGGCUGUAAUCAGUGAAUUAGAAAAAAAACACCCCACCAGCGAUCUUCUAUGCUAUAUUUUUUUCUCCUCUCUCUCCUUUUUCCUGGGCCUUCCCCCCCCCGAGCCCCCUGAAUCCGAGCGAACUUUUUCUCCGCGGGGGCUGCCAGUUGAAGGCCAUGAAUUUCGCAUUUGAGCGAGAGAUCGGUUUUAUCAAUAGCCAGCCAUCGCUUGCUGAGUGCCUGACAUCUUUUCCCCCUGUCGGUGAUACAUUUCAAAGUUCAUCAAUCAAGAACUCGACGCUUUCACACUCGACACUGAUUCCUCCUCCUUUCGAGCAGACCAUCCCCAGCCUGAACCCCGGCAGCCACCCUCGCCACAGCGGCGGCGGUCGCCCCAAGGCGAGCCCCCGCGGCCGCAGCGGCAGCCCGGGCCCCGUCGGCGCCCCGCCGCAGCCGGAGUACCCCUGGAUGAAAGAGAAAAAGGCGUCCAAGCGAUCCUCGCUGCCGCCCGCCUCGGCCUCCGCCUCAGCCGCCGGACCUGCCUGCCUCAGCCACAAAGACCCCCUUGAAAUCCCCGAUAGCGGUAGCGGUGGAUCUAGGCGGCUGAGGACGGCUUACACCAACACCCAGCUUUUGGAGCUAGAGAAAGAAUUUCAUUUCAACAAGUACCUCUGUAGACCAAGGAGGGUUGAGAUUGCAGCCUUGCUGGAUCUGACUGAGAGACAAGUCAAAGUCUGGUUCCAGAACAGGAGGAUGAAGCACAAGAGACAGACCCAGUGCAAGGAGAACCAGAACAGCGAUGGGAAAUUUAAGACCCUAGAGGACCCCGAGAAAACGGCGGAGGAGGAGGAGGAAGAGAAAUCCCUCUUCGAGCAAGCCCUCAGCAACGUCUCCGGUGCUCUCUUGGAGAGGGAAGGCUACGUUUUCCAGCAGAAUGCCCUCUCCCAGCAGCAGGCACAGAAUGCGCACAAUGGCGAGUCCCAAACUUUCCCCGUUUCGCCUUUAACGAGCAAUGAGAAAAAUCUGAAACAUUUUCAACAUCAGUCACCCACUGUUCAAAACUGCCUCUCAACAAUGGCCCAGAACUGUGCAGCUGGCCUGAACAAUGACAGUCCUGAGGCCCUAGAUGUCACUUCUUUACAGGACUUUAACGUUUUCUCCACAGAUUCCUGCCUACAGCUUUCAGAUGCAGUUUCCCCCAGUUUGCCAGGAUCUCUCGACAGUCCCGUAGAUAUUUCUGCUGACAGUUUUGACUUUUUUACAGACACACUCACUACGAUUGACUUGCAACAUCUGAAUUACUGAGAAAUUAAAGACGUCCUCUCCAAGGGUCCUUUCUCCUCCUUCUUCUUCUUCUUUACUUUUCCCCCGUUAAUUAAUUUUAUUUUAUUUCCCCCCCUUUCCUUUUUCUGGUCAGUAUUUUCUGUUUUUUACCUCUCUCUGCUAUGCCAUUUUGCCGUUUCUUACGAAGUUUUAGUUGCGUUCGUUUCUAACCUAGCCACAUUCUAGGUCCUUCUAUGAAAGCAAUAUAUGAGGUCUGUAAGAAAGUGAUCAGAUAGGAAUUGUAUCUUCACUUUCUUUUUAUUUUUGUAUUGCAUUAGGAUGCAUUGUCAUAAGUAUUUUUGGUAGAAUAAAUUCUUGUUUGCUACAAGGAGCUUCCUCUUUUUUCUUUCUCCUCCAUCUUUCUCUCUCCUUUCACGACUGAUAACAUGAAGGUUAUUCCUUCUCAACCCUUGUACUAUUAAUUUACUAAUAAUCAAAAUUCAGCAUUCUGACUGGGAGCUCUCCCUUUUUGCCAAUUUAGGACAUUUAUUAGAGAGGGAAAAUAGGUUCACAUUCUUUAUUGCAAGGGUUUUCACGCGGA